Belonocnema kinseyi is the source of this 533-nucleotide messenger RNA. RefSeq lists its product as uncharacterized. The transcript has 2 exons. The record is from RefSeq and is a predicted model, not a curated record. Lineage: Eukaryota; Metazoa; Arthropoda; Insecta; Hymenoptera; Cynipidae. The coding region runs from base 133 to 423 and encodes 96 amino acids.
UUACGAAUAACUGUACAUGGUAGAAUUCUCUAUAAAAAAAACUAGUUUUUUCGACUUCGAGGAUUCGUUUACCACGUUCGUUUUUUUAAUCCAACUUUUGUUUAAUAACACACAGAUGAAAAUUUCUACGAAAUGAAGAAGCGCCUAGAAAGCAGUAAGGAAGACCGUUCCAAAAACAAUCGCAAAAUUGUCAAAAACAACGCUACAAAACCGGUCGAGGAUAAAAAAGAAGAAACAUCAUUCGAUGACGAUGCCGAUCCCAAUCAGGGUUUUUCAACAUGGUUGCGUUCAGAAGACGGGGUAGAGAUGAUGCGACUUUUCGUAAUGGCAAAUUCCCUUCUGGUUGUGGUAACAAUGGCAUGGCCAAGUAUGCAACAAACUUUCUCCAUUAUCCGAGAUAUGAUUAUGGGUGAAGAUGAAUAAAAUAUUUUAUAAAUAUUUAUACCCGUAAAAUUUGAUCAAUAUUUAUACAAAAAAAAUAUUAAAUAAAAGCAAUAAGGACUAAGAAGCCCUCCUAACUUAAAAAAAUGCUU